Messenger RNA from Solenopsis invicta (red fire ant), 3150 nucleotides. Its product is annotated as RNA-binding protein 25. The coding region runs from base 221 to 2917 and encodes 898 amino acids. Gene Ontology annotation, molecular function: mRNA binding. The record is from RefSeq and is a predicted model, not a curated record. Gene Ontology annotation, cellular component: spliceosomal complex. Lineage: Eukaryota; Metazoa; Arthropoda; Insecta; Hymenoptera; Formicidae. Gene Ontology annotation, biological process: regulation of alternative mRNA splicing, via spliceosome; mRNA processing. The transcript is spliced from 12 exons.
CAACACGAUGCGCAUACACCGUGGUGUGAUCGGCCGCAGUUGUAUCGUGUAUUAAAUUGAGCUGAAAGUCGAAGUGGUAUUUUGCCGCGUUUCCGACCGAAAAUUCGCGUCCCGAUCCAACAAAUUUUCGAAAUGACACGUAGAUUUCUAAUGUGAUAACCUGUAACCUCCGUCUACGAGCCCACUAUAGUGUUCCUCGCCACAGUAUCAAUUUGCCACAAUGUCUUAUCCUGGCCAGCCACCAAUGGGUAUCCCAGGGAUGCCACCUAUGCCAUAUAUGGUUAGUGCACCUCCACCAAUUUUAGGAGGAGUCAUGCCUAUGGCCCACAUGAUUCCAUCACCCGUAUCUACGAUGCAGACAUCCGCGCCGGCAGUACGUUACUCGCGCAAUCAGAAUCGCCACGAUAAUAAUCGGAGGCGCGAGAGAGAGUCCGGCCCACCUGUCACGGUAUUCAUUGGUAAUAUAAUGGACAGAGCGCCCGACGUGAUGAUACGACAUAUUCUGGGCGCUUGUGGACACGUUCUUUCUUGGAAGAGAGUACAAGCGUUCGGCUUUUGUGAAUACGCGGGUCCUGACGCGGGCCUCAGAGCAGUCCGAUUACUUCAUGACAUGGAAAUAGGCACGAAAAAGCUCGUUGUCAAAGUGGACGCUAAAGCCAAGGUAGUCCUGGACCAAUUUAAAGCUGAACGAAGGAAGAAACUUAAAGGAGGUCAGUCACCUCUACAGGACGAAGCACCCGGAGAAGGAGUUGAUGGCGAAGAGGGUGAAGAUUAUAUGGACGAAGGCAUGAGAGUAGUUGAUGCUGAUGCGCUCGCUCGCAUCAAUCAAAUUAUAGCAGAGCAUGCUGUGGAUCUAGAAAUGGCUCAGGUUGCUCCAGAGGAACACCAGACAAAAAUGGUAGCUAAAUCAUUAAACCUGGAUGAUGCUGAAAUAGAAGAGAGUAAAAGAGACUUGAUUACUCGGGAAAUUGGCAAAUUCAGGGAGGUCAUGAAGAAGCAGGAGGAGGAGAAGGCCCAGGUGAAGCGAAAGAAGGAAGCUGUCGAAAAAGAGGAACGCGAGAAGCGAGAAAAAGAGCGACGCGAUAAGCGUGACGAUGAAGCCCCCAACAAGGAUGAUCAAGAUGGAGACCCUGGUAGUCCUACGUCUCAUAAAGGUCGUAGUGAUAGCACUCGAAGAGAUAAACGUCGAUCUAGAUCUAGAUCUAAAGAACGUGACAGAGAUCGAUUAAGAAAUGACCGAGACCGGGAUCGAGACAGAGAUCGCGAGAGAGAUCGAGAGCGGGAACGGGAACGGGAACGGGAACGAGAACGGGAGCGGGAACGAGAGCGAGAGCGGGAUCGAGAUCGUGAAAGGGAGCGUGAACGGGAACGCGAGCGAGAUAGAGAAAAGGAGAGAGACAGAGAACGAGAAAGGGAACGAGAGCGGGAAGAGGUGAGAAAGAGCGAAAGAGAGAUUAUGCGUGAGAGGGAGGAAGAGGAGGAGGCAAAAGAGCGAAAGAAAAAUGAAAGGCGAGCCAGGGAAAAGGAGGCGGCAUAUCAGGAACGUUUGAGAGCGUGGGAGACACGCGAACGACGCAAACAGAAGGAGUACGAGAAAGAAGCAGAGAAGCGUCGUGCGAAACGCGAAGCCAGAGAAAGGGAGGCGAAACGUCUGAAAGAAUUUCUCGAGGAUUACGAUGAUGAUCGCGAUGAUUCCAAGUAUUACAAGGGUAAAGAAUUGUCUCGUCGACUCGAAGAACGAGCACUGGAAGCGGAAGCUGAUUCGCGAGAUCGUUAUGCUGAACGCCAAGAGCUUCAGCGUCUGCGUGACAAAUUAUACGCUGAUGCCUCUAAUCCGGAUCCUGCCGCGGAAUUUGAAAGGUUGAAAGCCGAAAGGGAAGAACAGUAUAAGCCUAAACCAGUAAUAACUAUAAUUGACGAAGAGGAUGAUAAGGCGGCGAAGAAAGACAAGGAAAUAAUGCCGCCGUUAGAAACCGAGCCAAUAGAGAGUGAUAGUGAUGACGGUGUGCAGUUUGACGAUGUUUCUCAACCAGAAGCACCGUCCAGGACGCCACCGCGACAUCAUCAUCAUCAUCGUCGACAUCAUAGACAUCAUCAGAAUCAUCAUCGUGAUGGUGAGGAGAAUCAAGAGGGAUUAACGGAAAUGGAUCGAGACAGUCUCAAAGAUGCACGGCCAUCACCGGGACAUCAAUCCGCUACGACACCUGCUCAAUCCAUUCCACCGUCAUUAGAUGAAGAUUCACGUAUGUCUCUUGUCAGUGAACCAGAAAAGACAAGCGGUAGUAACUUUGUUCCAUUCGCUAUGGGAAGUGGAGGUAAUCGUUCUAGUGAUCACGGUAUAGGUGGUAAAACUCCGGUCAGUCCUAACACCGCUGCUAAUACAAAUUCACAACAGACGAAUCAAACGCGGAAAAAAGGACGUAUUGAUGUUAAAGAUGUAUUCAACAACGAUGACGAUGAUGAUGCCACUAAUAACGCGAAAAAGCGUAAACUUGUACCUUUAGAUUACGGAGACGAGAAGAAAAAGAAAACCGAAGACGCCACAAAAACGGGAAAAGAAGAAAAUACGAAAAGUCAAGAAGAAAAGCGAAAGCACAUAAAAUCUCUCAUAGACAAAAUACCUACCGAUAAGAAUGCGUUGUUUGGUUAUCAACUCGAUUGGGCACUUAUUGAUAAUACUUUGAUGGAGAAGAGGAUAAGACCUUGGAUCAACAAAAAGAUUAUCGAAUAUAUUGGCGAACCAGAACCUACUCUUGUGGACUUUAUUUGUAGCAAAGUAAUGGCGGGUAGUUCUCCUCAGGGAAUAUUAGAUGAUGUACAGAUGGUAUUGGAUGAAGAAGCUGAAGUAUUUGUAGUCAAAAUGUGGAGGUUACUAAUUUAUGAAGUGGAAGCUAAGAAGAUGGGGUUAGUGAAGUAAAUCGAGUACUGUCCGUAAAUUCAUUAACUCAUGAUUUAUAUUACACAUAAAAUUAUUUCGGCUAAGCAUAAGAAAAUGUUUAGAUAUUACCUAUUUACAGUUUAAUAUUAUAUUAUUAUAUAAGAAGUCUGCCCCCUUCAUAAAUAUGAAGGCGAAAGUUGCUCGAUUAAUAGGUGGUACUAAAUGUGUAGUAAUUAUAGCGUUAAAUAAACUUGUAAUUACGAUUUAUAAUA